Molecule: messenger RNA, 1722 nt
Organism: Penicillium chermesinum
Lineage: Eukaryota; Fungi; Ascomycota; Eurotiomycetes; Eurotiales; Aspergillaceae
Exons: 2
Coding region: 1-1722 (573 amino acids)
Biological process (GO): transmembrane transport
Molecular function (GO): transmembrane transporter activity
Source: RefSeq, a predicted model, not a curated record
AUGCCAGAAGAAAAUACCAAUACCACCACUAUGUGGCCCCCUGGCACUGUGCAUCUGGUCGAGUCGAACGCUUCAAACGGGAAAGACAUCGUACUUCAUCCACGGCCAUCGGAAGACCCUAAUGACCCUUUAAAUUGGGCACCUUCUCGAAAAUAUUGGAACAUGGGACUGGUCUGCUUUUACGUCGCUAUGGUCGGCGAGUUCAUCAACGCCAACACGCCCACGUGGGGCCCGAUGGAGACAGAGCUGGGCUUUACGAGUGAGAUCUUGAAUGAUAGCUAUGCCGCCGGUUGUGCUGCACUAGGAGUUGGCUCAGUGAUCCUCAUCCCCUUUGCGCUUAGAUACGGUCGCCGACCACUGUAUUUAUUCAGCACGGUGGUGCAAUUUGGCGUAUCGAUCUGGUCGGCUAAAAUGCGAACCGUGGGUGAUCUCAUGGGAGUCAAUAUCUUGCAAUGCUUCUUCGGCAGCUUGGCUGAGGCGAUCGUCCAAAUGACCAUUGCGGAUCUCUUUUUCGUGCACCAGCGGGGAAGAAUGAAUGCGCUCUAUGUCUGGACGUGGCUUCUGUCGGGCUACCUGGGCAUUUUAAUCGCCGGGUUCGUUGCCAGCAGCCUAGGCUGGAGAUGGAUAUGGUGGUUGAAUGCCAUUGUGUUUGGGGUGACUAUCUUCGUUGUCGGAUUUGGAUACGAGGAAACAAAGUACUGCGCGCCUACUAUGGUACCUACUGUAAUCACAAACGGUAUUCAGACGGGCCUCACACAUGAAGGGAGAAGGGCGAGCUCUCAUCCGGCGGAGCAGGAUGCUAAAGGGACACCAGAGGAGCCUGCGAAAGAGCUUUAUACGGAAAAUAACAAGACAGUAGACUCAGACAUCGACCUUGAAUUGCCCAAUGAAUGUUCGUCCCGCGGCAUCUGCAGCACGACAAUCAACCCAGGCAUUCCCAUGAAGAGCUACCGAGAACGGCUUGCCCUUUUUACUCUGACUCCUUCUUCGAAUGAUUCCUUCUAUCGGCAUAUUUAUCAACCCAUGCUCAUACUAACCACAAUCCCCGCUGUUGCGUGGACGGCGCUCGUUUAUGGCAUACUCGUGGCGUUGGGAGACGUCAUGUCGACCACUAUGUCGAGUUACUUGCCUGGCCCUCCUUACAAUUUUUCCUCAUACCAGGUCGGAUUGAUGAGUAUCCCGAGAGUCAUUGGCGUCACUAUAGGCGCUGUGAUUGUGGGCCCACUGAGUGACUGGACCGUCCUCGCUCUUUCUAAACGCCGCAAGGGGAUCUUCGAGCCUGAGAUGCGCCUCUGGUGCAUUGCUCCAUUCGUGCCAUUUAUUGUGGCAGGUGCAUUGCUCUUUGCUAUUGGCCUUAAUAACCAGCGUCCCUGGCCUAUCAUUGCGGUGGGGCUAGUAUUGUAUAACAUUGGGGUAACUCCUAUCAAUACUCUGACUAUUGCCUAUGUGACAGAUUCAUACAAAGAUAUUGUCGGGGAGGCCCUAGUCGCUGUCACAUUUAUUCGCAACAUGUUUAGCACCGCUUUCAUCUUCGCCCUUACGCCAUGGGUUGCAAAAGUGGGUCUUUUGAACACCUUCGUCACCAUUCUCGUCAUUGCAGUCGCUAUCAUCAUGGGGUUUAUCGUGUUUCUCCUGUAUGGCAAAGCGUUACGUCGCAUCUUUGCGUCUCGCUACCGAAGAUAUGCGGGUCGCCAAUAUAAGGAUAGAUUCCCUGUUCUAUGA